Molecule: messenger RNA, 7193 nt
Organism: Patella vulgata (common limpet)
Lineage: Eukaryota; Metazoa; Mollusca; Gastropoda; Patellidae
Product: pyruvate dehydrogenase (acetyl-transferring) kinase, mitochondrial
Exons: 13
Coding region: 1115-2422 (435 amino acids)
Biological process (GO): protein phosphorylation; regulation of glucose metabolic process
Cellular component (GO): mitochondrion
Molecular function (GO): pyruvate dehydrogenase (acetyl-transferring) kinase activity
Source: RefSeq, a predicted model, not a curated record
UGGUUAUUUCGUUUUCAAGGUAAAAUUGUGAAGUUAUCUCCCUUAUUUGACCUCGAAGUUCACCAAGAAGAAAGACCGAGGGAUAUUUAGGAUGACGGGCAAAAUAUAACGUGUUUAAUUUGGUUUGUUUGUGACUGUGUUGUGGUUGUCAUAUUUGACAGUGGACUAGUGUCACAUUUGACCAUAGCAACACAACUUGUGCGGGUACAUAGCGACUUUUCUUUCUUUUUGCCAGUUGAAUCGAGAUAGAAACUUUUUGCUGGUGUUUUUGAACUGUUAGUUGAAAUAUUUACAGAUGUGUGGGUAUUAAACAUUUGUCUGUUAAACAAGAAUUUUAAAAAAUCAAAAGUUGAAAUAUUUACAGAUGUGUGGGUAUUAAACAUUUGUCUGUCAAACAAGAAUUUUAAAAAAUCAAAAGAAAAUCGUUUUCAUCUGAUUGUAAUAGAUUCUCGUUUAGUUGUGUGGCAUUGAUUACUGGACUGGACACUUAAACUUACAUGAACAUACAUUUAUUUUGUGAAUAUUCGUCUUUCAAACCAGAAUUUUGUGAAUAAAGGAAAAUCGUUCUGUGGGCUGAAUUAUUGUGAAGUAAGCCUAAUGUUGAUAAAAGAAGUUGUGCAACAUUUAUACAUCAGAUAUAAGUACAAGAUUUUUAUGAAUUAAAAAAAAAAAAUUGUUUCAUCUGACUGAGUAAAGUUGUGGGGGCUGAAUAGAUUUAGUUAUUUUAAAACACAGCUGUACAACAUUUAUACAUGUACCUCCGAUAUAUAAGUAUACCAGAAGAAUCUAAUACCCAAACAAGAUUUUGUGAAUUAAAAGAAAAAUCGUUUCUUCUGACUGUGAGUAGAGUUGUGGAUGCUGAAUUGAUUUAGGUAUUAUGAACUUACGUUGAUGAAACACAGCUGUGCUACACUUAUAUAUCAGUAUACCAGAAGAAUCUAAUACCCAAAACAAGAUUUUUGUGAAUUAAAAGAAAAAAUUGUUUCAUACGUAGAGUUGUGGGUGAUUUUGUUAUUAUCAACUAAUGUUGACAAAAUAAAGUGCGCGACAUUUUCAUAUACGGGUAUAUAAAUCCAAUCUAAGUUUAUUUUCUAAUCAGAAUCUAAGACUCAAGAUGAAUCAUGUGUUAAAACUAUUUUUUAAGACUGGCUUUACGAACUCUAGUGCCUUUAAACCACACUUCAGACGACAGCUAAUAAGAAAAAUAUCAUCAACGUCCUUCGAGAAAUAUGCUAGCUUUAAUCCAUCUCCUCUGUCAUUACGACAACUUCUGGAGUUUGGAACAAAGGGAAGUAAAAAUGGUUGUCAAGAGGCGUCAUUCCAUUUCCUGCGUAAAGAGUUACCUGUCCGUCUGGCCAAUAUAAUGAAAGAGAUUAGUUUAUUACCUGAUAAUUUAUUAACGAUGCCGUCUGUCAGACUUGUAAUGAGCUGGUAUGAACAGAGUUUUCAAGAGUUGUUACAAUUUGAAAGUGGUGAUGAAAUAUCUCAUCUACCACAUUUUACAGAUAAAUUAGUUAAUAUACGAAAUCGUCACACGAAUGUAGUAGAAACAAUGGCACAGGGUAUAUUAGAGUUAAAGGAGACCCAUGGUAUAGAUGUUAAUACAGAGAAUCGUAUACAAUAUUUCCUAGAUAGAUUCUAUAUGUCCCGUAUUAGUAUACGAAUGUUGAUUAACCAACACACUUUAUUAUUUGGUAGUGAUAGUGAGUUAGGAAAUCAUCCACGACAUAUUGGUUCUAUAGAUCCAGGUUGUAAUGUUUUACAUGUUGUUCAAGAUGCAUUUGAGAAUGCAAGGUUUUUAUGUGAACAAUAUUAUUUAAUGUGUCCAGAAAUAGAAAUCAUCUGUAAAACACCAGGAAAUAAAGUAAAGAAUGUUGAGAUAGUCUACGUUCCGUCACAUCUUUAUCAUAUGUUGUUUGAACUUUUCAAGAAUGCUAUGAGAGCUGUUGUUGAACAUCAUUCAGAAGAAACGGAAGUACCAAAGUUAAAGGUUAUGAUCUGUAAAGGUGUUGAAGAUCUCACUAUUAAGUUAUCAGAUGAAGGAGGUGGUGUACCACGUAGUAAAACCGAUUUAUUGUUUCAAUAUAUGUACUCGACAGCUCCACAACCUUGUAGAUCUAAUAGUGGCUCUGCACCUUUAGCUGGUUAUGGAUACGGUCUGCCAUUAUCUAGAUUAUAUGCCAGAUAUUUCCAUGGUGAUAUUAUAUUAAAUUCUCUAGAAGGGUUUGGUACAGAUGCCAUUAUAUAUUUAAAGGUUUUAUCGAAUGAAGCUAACGAACUUUUACCCGUCUACAAUACGACCACUUCCAAGUUUUAUGCUUCAGAUAUUCCUGUUUCUGAUUGGAGCUCAUCUCCGUCAAACGGACCUAAUUCUUCGUCAACGCGGACAUACUUCACAUCUGCUACGGCUUGUCGUAGUUAACCUAGGACUUUAUUUUAGGUCAAUGUGUAUAGACCGGGGCUUGUACAUCACUUACAUUUGUCUGUCUUGACUGGGGGGGGGGGGCUAAUGGUUUGAUAUGUGUGCUUUGGAUCAUAAGGUCUGUCAUUGAGUCAAGUGGCUUGGUUUGGGUCGAUUUCCAUCUUGUCUCUUACAAGGAGGAGGUUCACCUGUCCAACCUCGUGGGUUUUCUCUGGCCGAAUGGUUAGCGCAUGCGCGUGUUAUAAGGUCUGUCAUUGAGUCAACUGGCGUGGCUUCGAUUCCCAGUUGUACGUGACAAGCAGUAGGCUCGGCUUUCUUCAGGUCCUCCGGAUUCCUCCCACAGCUAAAGACUCCUACACGCAAGCGUAUUAUUGAAUUAAAAUAGAACCAUAUGUUAGUCCCGACAUUGUGUUUGACAAAAGUAAGUGUGAGCCCUGGUGUAAACAUUUAUUCCUGGUAAUUUAGUUUUAAAGUGAAACUCUAGUGAAGUUAUUUUGUAUAAAAACUUUUAUAUGACAAUGUAUGUACAUAAAUGAACGGUUCUCAAAAUCUCAACCUAUAUUUCGUUUCGUUUGUUAUACUUUUAUUGGCCUCCACUACAUAAAGAUCUGACCGGUUGUAGUAGGAGGUCGUGUCAGGGGUCAUACAAGCGGUUUUUGACCCGAUGCUAUCAAUCAUUUGAUUAACUAAUCAAUGUCGGUGUUUAAAGAGGGUAUUCGGAAAUAAAAUUUUUACUUUGAUAUGUUUUUUAUAUCGCCAAGAUUGUCUACCCACAGUUCCCUUGUGCCAGACAAUAAGAACUCGACUCAACAGACCAUUUGAUUGGCUAAUCCCUCACAUCAACCAGAACGUCAACUCUUCCAGAUCCUAGUUGAGUGAAGACAAGUAUAACUAAAUUUUAAACCACAAAAAGCGAAACGAAAUAGGAUCCAUGUUUUAAUCAGAUUGGGAGUUUUAUUUUAUUGGAGGAUUUAUGUUAAACAUGUAAUUCAAUUCAAACUUAGCGAGUCAGUUCUUCUUAAGCCCUGUAUUGUGGAUUCUUAGGGUUUAAUUAAUAGAAUUUCAAAGUCAUAAUAUUAUUAAGUGAGGGGGGGGGGGGGUUAUGUUGACUUGGCAACUCUUAAAUGUCUUUGUUUGCAUCCACUUUGCUCUUAUCACGGGAUGUUAUUUCCAUGGAAACGAGUUGACGCCAGUUGUAAUAACGCUCAUGUUGACUGCAACUAGCAGAAAGUUGAUCAUGUGCAACUGACUGCAACUAGUUGCAAGAGGCGAUCAGGUCAACCUUUUCUGUUCCGAAACACCAGUUGCUUUCACUUGCAAGGUCGACAUAAGCUCCCCCCCCCCCUUUAAAGCCUAUAGCUUAUAUUAUCCAGGCUGCUAUAUGUGGUUUAAUGGUCCUGCGCCAGACAUUAAAUAGUAUUAGUUGUGCAGUAUCAAUAUAUUACCCAAUGACUUGCUUGAGACCAUUAAUCAACAGUACAGACACGACAAUCUCAAUGAAAUAAGUCAUAUGAGUUCAAUAUUUGAUCUAGUAUAAAUAAUGUACCCUUGGCAAGUUGCCUGUACAUUAUUAAAAAAAAAAAUAAUAAUGCAACACCAAAGGAUGACAUCUUUAUUUUUUUUCCAUAAUGACUUUUCUGUACUGUACUAUACAUGUAUAGCAGACCCUCGAGUUCACAAAGUAUUUUUAGACUUAAGUUAAGAAUUUACUCAACUUUUCAAUCACUGUUUAUGAGAAUUAACUUUAAUCCAGAAAUACAAAACAUUGCACAUAGUUUCUUAUUGAUGUAUUUGAUACAUUAAAACAACAAAAGUUUUAUAAAGGGCUAUAUCGAAGUUAAAAUAGGGCAAACAAUUUUGAGUAAAUUCUUAACAUGAGUCUGAGAAUGAACUCGGGCCAGGGCAUUGAUACAAAUUAUCAAUAAUAUGGUGAUAAUCUUUGAGAGGCAUUUAGUAACUGGAUAGAGCAAUAAACUAUAUCACAUACUUACGGAAAACAUUUACUAAUUAUUUUAGGCGAUGUUUGCAAUAGUAUUCUCUCAAGGUUGUCAAGUCAAUGAUAACGUUGAGAGAAUACUCUUCGAAACAUUGCCCAAUAUAAAUAGUAGCUGUUUUUCUAAAAGUAUGUGUUAUAGUUUAUUAAAAAUAUGGUAGUUAAUAUUUUUUAAGAUAUUUUUAAAUAUUUUCCCUAGUCACAAACUGUUAUUUUUAAACGUUGUUUGAAUCGUACAAUAUUUUAUCAUGAAAAUUCCAUUGUUUUAAAUAAAACCAUAAUUAAAGAUACAUUAUGGAAGAUUAAAGAGCUGGCAGUUCUCACUAUAAUAGUUAAAAACUAGAUAAUGUAAAGGGAAUUUGCUGAAAAUUUCAGUCAAAUUAAUCCACUCUGAACCGAGAAUUAAGUGAUUGAAUUUUCGGUCUAGCCUCGAUCAUCAUUACUAAAAUUGGUACGAUAAAAGACAUAGUCUCGAUUAUCUAUAUUUUGACUAAAUCAUCAAUAAGCUUUGAGCGAUAGAUCAGAUCCAAUCCAGUAAAUAUCGCAGGCUAGCGAUGACAUUGAGAGUUGAUUAUGGUCUGGAUAAGUUAAUUAAUGUCUAAUUAAUAAUUUAGAUAACAUUUCAGGCCUAAAGAAAGACCUUCAAGUGGCAGAUUUAUUCUCUUGCAUAAUGUAUGUUUAAGAGUUUAAUGAAGAGUGUUGGCCAUUCUUGCUAUAAUAAUUCAAAAAUAGAUGAUAAAAAAGAAACUAUUGAAAGACCUGCAAUAGGCAGAUUUAGCUCUUGCAUAAUGUAUGUUUAAAUAGACUUCAUUAAUUAAUCUGCAUAAUAGACAGAAUCCCAUUUUACAUUCAAUGUAACCAUCCAUUGUAAACUGUUUUAUAAAGUCAAAUUAAAAUUUGUAAAAUGUUUUAUAAAGUCAAAGCUGAAUUCAUAAAAGUCACAUUCUGAUUUUAAUAUUGCUUGAUCAACUUGAUCAACAAUGGAAUCAAAAAUUAUGCCUUAGACUUUUUACAUCCAUGAUCAUUUAGACAUAACAUAGUAAAAAAAUAAACUCAAUUUGUGAAUUGUUAAUCUUAGUCUUUUGCAAUGAAAAUUAAUAUAUGAAUUUCUAAAAUAUUGUGAAUAUUGUGAUUUUUUUAUGGAGGGGUUUUCCCUAUCAUAUCACGUCUGUUUACAGCUUCUGAUCCUUCCUCCUCAGAAUAACUAACCUGUAAGUCACGGAAAGGUGGUACAUUCAACCCCAUUUCAUUUCAUUUUCAUAUAAAAAUCAUGAAUAUUCAUUUGAUGGUUCGGAAAGGUUGGAUGUUUUUUCCAUCACAAAAUCAUGAAUAUUCAUUUGAGGGUUUGGGCAGGUUGGAUGUCUUUUCCAUCUCAAAAUCAGGUAAUAUUCAUUUGAGGGUUUUGAAAGGUUGGAUGUCUUUUCCAUCUCAAAAUCAUGAAUAUCCAUUUGAAGGUUCGGAAAGGUUGAUAUCUUUUCCAUCCCAAAAUCAUAAAUAUUCAUUCGAGGGUUUUGAAAGGUUGGAUGUCUUUUCCAUCCCAAAAUAAUGAAUAUUCAUUUGAGGGUUUUGAAAGGUUGGAUGUCUUUUCCAUCCUAAAAUCAUAAAUAUUCAUUUGAGGGUUUUGAAAGGUUGAAUGUCUUUUCCAUCCCCAAAUUAUGAAUAUUUAUUUGCAUUCACUUGGGUCAUUUUGAUUUGUCCUUCCCACAAGUUCUGGCUUAAGAUUUAAAUUAUGUGAAAGGGAAAUAAUUAAUUACACCUCGAGUUUUGUCCCAAUUCAAUAGCAGUGUUACGUGUCUGGUAUUUUAGAUGGGGAGACAGCUGUGAAUAUUUUUAUACCUACCUCAGUAAUAAUUUAUUAGUUUUGCUUAUUAUUAUUUUUUCUUAAUUUUUAUUUUAUCAAUAGGGCGUCCUUAUCCAGAAUUUUAAUAUGUUUGCCCAUUUAAAAACUAUUGUAUGUUUCCAAACCAUCGACUUGUACGGCCAAAGAAAUGAACUGUUCAGCAUCGCUUAUGUCGGUUGUCUUAAGUACUGAGAAACACAUUUGUUAAUCAAAAAACAAAUAUUUGGGGAGAGCACAAUUUCGGUAUACCUGACCACUUAAUAUUUUAUUUGUAAGACAUUUAAUUUUAGGAAAACUUUGAAAUAAUACAAAUAAAACUUAUAUUAAAGUUAUUCUUGAUCGCAAUCUCAAUCCCAUAGAUAUGUUUACCCUUCGUUUAUCUUGGGUAAAACUUGCUGGCCAUUUUGAAAUUGACGGCAUUUCAUUCUAACAAAUCCUGCCAAUCAGUAGCCACUGGGGGCGGAGCUAAACAACCAAUUUCACACUGAUUAAUGGCAAGUGAGUUUACCAGAGAUAUGGGGUAAAGUUAUCUCUGCGAAUGAGAUUGAUUGUCUUGAUUGUUAUCCAUAAAGUUGUGUUUGUUAUUUUAAAAACCUAAUUGGCAAAAUUUGAUUCUAAUUUAAAGUUUUUCCCAUUAAGUUUUAGCUAUAUUAUCUAGCAUUUUAUCAUGGUAAACUUUGUAUAUUUUGUUUUUCAAGUACGAAAAACAAUACUUGUUGAUCCCGAAUAUAAUUUGUAUUAGAAGAAUACAUUUAUUUAUAGAAAAACAAAAUAUGUUCUUCUAGAAAGUUUUGUAAAUAUAUUUCUGUUGUUAGAAGAAUGCUUAUACUCUUUAUUUUAAUCAUUUAAUUUAGUUGAAAUGGUUGUUUUAGUGUUACGAAAAAUAAAAUGACCUAUUAAAAACAAAAAAAUUAAAAAUAAAAUAUAUUUAUAUUCAA